This is a messenger RNA of Notothenia coriiceps (black rockcod), 2287 nucleotides long. Its product is annotated as mitochondrial glutamate carrier 1-like. Gene Ontology annotation, biological process: malate-aspartate shuttle; L-glutamate transmembrane transport; aspartate transmembrane transport. Gene Ontology annotation, molecular function: L-aspartate transmembrane transporter activity; L-glutamate transmembrane transporter activity. Bases 243 to 1226 code for a protein of 327 amino acids. Lineage: Eukaryota; Metazoa; Chordata; Actinopteri; Perciformes; Nototheniidae. The record is from RefSeq and is a predicted model, not a curated record. The transcript has 10 exons.
UCGAUAUUCAUUCAUACAGACCUGAAGCCUGCUGGAGUGAGAGGCCACUUAAACUUCGCCAAAGCAGGACAUUAGCUUUCAUCUAAGGGCUGGACUUCCUCUGAGUGUAUAUAUAUAUAUAACCCUGAGCUUCCUUACACUCCCGCCUUGCUCAGUGUCUCUCAGGGACUCUCUGCCUGCUCUCCCUCUGCGGCCUCCUCCUUUGUGCUGACUAGCCUCUGCACUCACAACAACCAGGAACCAUGGCCCAGCAACAGCAGAUUAGCCUCCCAGCCAAACUGAUCAAUGGAGGGAUUGCAGGCAUGGUGGGAGUCACCUGUGUGUUUCCAAUUGACCUGGCCAAGACCCGCCUUCAGAACCAGCGCAGCGGGCAACAACUCUACAAAAAUAUGAUGGAUUGCCUUAUAAAGACAGUUAAAUCUGAAGGCUACUUUGGCAUGUACAGAGGUGCUGCAGUAAAUCUCACCCUGGUAACCCCCGAGAAGGCCAUCAAGCUAGCUGCUAAUGACUUCUUCCGCCAACAGCUGAGCAAAGAUGGCAAGUUGACAGUGUUCAAGGAGAUGUUGGCAGGAUGCUGUGCAGGAAUGUGUCAGGUCAUUAUCACCACACCCAUGGAGAUGCUCAAGAUCCAGUUGCAGGAUGCUGGAAGGCUAGUGGCCCAGCAGAGGGGGGUGCCUAGUGGCGUAUCGGCUCUGAAAAUCGGUGGGACCAGUGCUGUUCUUAGCCGUUCCUACAACACCAGCCCUGCACCUCAAAUCAUGCGAGUGUCUGCCACACAGAUCACCAGAGAGCUGCUGAGGACCAAAGGAGUCAAAGGACUGUACCGGGGACUCGGAGCAACAUUGAUGAGGGACAUCCCAUUCUCCGUCGUGUACUUCCCUCUUUUUGCACAUCUGCACCAUCUCGGCCGGCGUUCCCCUGAAGACCCUGCUGUGCCCUUCUAUUGGUCCUUCAUGUCUGGAUGCCUAGCUGGAUGCAUUGCUGCUGUCACUGUCAGCCCUUUUGACGUGGUAAAGACCAGGCUACAGUCACUCAAGAAAGGAGCUAAUGAGGAAACCUACAAUGGCGUGGUGGACUGUAUCAGAAAGAUCCUGAGAAAGGAGGGUCCCGGAGCGUUCCUGAAAGGGGCAAGUUGCCGGGCCCUUGUUAUUGCCCCACUCUUUGGAAUUGCACAGGUUGUGUACGUUGUCGGAGUUGGAGAGUACCUGCUAGGGUGCACACCCUAAACCAUCUACUCUGCAUAAACAAGCUGUUUUCUAGUCUUCUUUAUGCCACCUCAUUAAAUUACAGGCAGCUAUGCCCUGGCAUAGCGAUGGACCCAGCUCUCUGUUACUGUGUACCUUCUUUAUUGUUGGAGGAUGUUAAAAGUGAAAUGGACCUGAAAAAUGCCAUUUAAAUCCAAACUGGUUUAAAAGUAUGCCUUUAGCUUGCCUGCUUGUAUGGCCUUCAGUGGAGCUUAUUGCAAAAACAGAAUAGCUUUCUUCACUAACAAUCUUGACGGCCCAACAUUGACCACCUAUUCAAUCAGAUCAGAGUUGACUCCAGUCUUUUGACCUUAACUGAAACACUUACUCGGAUAUUCCCUUCAACUGUCUUGUCUUAAAGACACGGUGUGAUGGCUGUAGCACGGUGUUGCAAAAGAGACCUUACAAUGCAAGGGAGCCAAUACUAAGUAAUGACAAAGGCAGAAUAUUGAAAUGUCACUUGAAUAGUUUCAAUCCUGUUUUAAAGGGAUUCAUGUGUAACUGGAUCAUGGAUGUAGCACCCUGUCUAUGAAUAUAGUGGCAAAUGACUUGUAUUGUCUGGUGGACUGUCCACCAGUAUGCCAUACAGAAUCCUGCGUAAUAUUACUUUCUGUUACAUUGAAAGAGAGAUUGGUAGAGAUGUUUGGGUUCUUUACAGAGUGCUGUUGGCAAUCUCUCUGUGGAUGUCAACACAACAACCCGUUGACUGUGGUUGUCUGUUACUGGUCAGGUUUUGGUGUAAGAGAUACAGGAGCCCACAUGACUGAGUUAUGGUUGUCAUUCAGAAGCAGAACAGAGUCGAGCUAGAAAAAGUCCUUGGUCGAAGUACUUUUAACAGUUUGUAUGAUUGUAAAUAGCUAUCCUGUUUAUUUUUUUCUUGAACUGUGAAAAGCUAAACUCGAAUUGAGAGCAGUUCUAACUUUUCAACAUGUUGAAAGUGUUUCAAUCAGUUGAAGAUAAUUAUUUAUUUUUUAUACUUUAAAAUGUCAUGUAAAUACACAUUUCUAAAUGCUGAAUAAAUAUGUAUGAAUUCUGUGUUUACA